Porites lobata is the source of this 3290-nucleotide messenger RNA. Lineage: Eukaryota; Metazoa; Cnidaria; Anthozoa; Scleractinia; Poritidae. The record is from the annotation of a GenBank genome assembly.
AAAACUGUUUAGCUGUGUCAGUGUUAUCAGAUGAUUGGAUUGCGGAAGAUUAAUUCGAAAGUGGUGUUGUGUACGAAGGCUGUUAACCGGUUUCGUGCUAUGAUGAAUGAGAGCUCCUUCCAUACCACCAGCUCGGAUAAAGCAGAAUUCAAAGAUCUACUCCAUAAAGCGCAAAACGUAGUUGUCCUGACUGGAGCUGGUUGUAGUGCUGAAAGUGGCAUCCCUACUUUUCGCGGUUCUGGCGGCUUGUGGAGGACUUUCAGAGCUCAGGAUCUAGCGACGCCAGAAUCGUUUGCAAGAAAUCCCUCGUUAGUUUGGGAGUUUUACAGUUACAGGCGUGAAGUUGUUUUGACAAAACAGCCAAACAAAGCCCAUUAUGCUAUUGCUGAAUUUCAGAGGAGCCUAAAAGGCGAAGGAAGAAGUGUGACUGUUAUCACUCAGAAUAUUGAUGAAUUGCACCAAGUAGCAGGCGCUAAAGAUGUUUUAGAGCUUCAUGGUUAGAGUACUUAAUCCCUUAUGUCAUACAUUAAGUAAUGCGUGUCAUGAUAAUGUAUCGCUCUAAUCGACGGAAGCUUCAACGGCCCCCUGGGCAUACCCCUGGUAUUUGACACAUUUUCCUUGCCUGGCCGGGGGAAUAGAAUGUGAUAGUAAUAUUAUCAAAUUCUAUCCCAGGGGGUGGGGAACACGAUUCCAAUGCAUAGUAAGGGGUGGGAAAUUUACAGCCUAGCCUUGAGUUCUUGUGGUAUGUCUAGACCCCUCAAUGCUAGUUUUGGAUGACUGAUACACAUAAAUUCAGUAUAAUUUUUUCAUCCCUCAAAUGAAAUUAACAGGUGCAGUAUUUAGUGGCAUACUUCGUGAGAAAAGCAAUAUAAAAAUUAUAUUACCCAACAUGUAGGUACCCUGUUCAAGACCAGAUGUACCUCUUGUGGUCAUGUAACAGAAAACCGGAGGAGCCCAAUAGUUCCAGCCUUAGAGGGAAAGGGGUAAGAUGCCUAUAUCAAUAUUUUGCUGUCUAAAAUGAAAUUCAGGACAUACACGUAAUGGUUUCAACCUAGAUUGAUUUUCAGUUUCCUAACCCUAAUAUUAUUCAUGAUGAUCAUGAAUAACACACAAUAGUGUUUAGGGGACAAAGUAAAUUGGUCAAUUUUGACCGGUAACAUAAUAAUUAUAUCAUUUUAUUUCCACUUUUUUAAUUAAUUUUUUUGUUUUUACUAAAUCUAGAGCCCCAGAUCCUGAUGCUCAAGAUGCCAAAAUCCCAGAGGAAGACUUGCCCAGGUACAUGAAACUGGUCAAAUGACCCAUCAGAUUAGUUACAAGCCCUUUUUGAGGAGUUUAAAAUUACCGGUAGUUUUGAUUUGGAAGUGAAGCUGAAGGCAUAGAGUACAAUAGUCAUUUCAAGUCUUCAAAAAAUGGAAUUGACAGAGAACUUGGCAACGCAUACAUCUCUGUUUCAUUUCAUCGAAAUAUUGUUUGGAUGUAGCAUUAAAUUUGUCAGGCCUGAAGGGGUAACAAGAGUAUGAUAAUCAGGAAUCUCAUUUUUGGUUUACCUACAGAUGUGAUCAGCCCAACUGUCGGGCAUUAGUUCGUCCCCACGUGGUGUGGUUUGGAGAGGGCCUUAAUCGUGGUGUAUUAAAUGCAGUUGAUCAAGCCUUGGAUAAAUGUGAUAUGUGUCUUUUGGUGAGGUUAAGUUUUAUUUACAGUGAGUGAAUGAAUGAAUGAAUGAAUGAAUGAAUGAAUGAAUGAAUGAAUGAAUGAAUGUUGUGGUUCAGUUUUAAUAAUAAUAAUAAUAAUAAUAAUAAUAACAAUGAUAUAAUAAUAAAUUUUUUAUUAAAAUCUCAUAAAAAUGUUAUAAAAACUACACACAAAAUGUUUGUAAAAUAUUCAUAAAAAUAAAACGUCCACAUCAAUAUUAUAUAAAUACAAAUUUCCGGCAAAACCCCUUCACAAUUCAGAAUUCUAAGAUUCUAAUUAAAAACUAAAUAUAUGUCUACGAUAGAAAACUAUUUACAAUUGUGAAUAAUUUAAGAGUGGGAAAAGGAAAAUCAAGCAUUACUAAGAAAAAACUAUCAAAAAUCUUGGCCUAAAAUUAUGGGUGCAGAUGUAGACCAGCUACAGCGAAAGUGAAGUCUUCUGAGACCUCACGGGAUUUGAAUGGAUAUCUAGAACCUCUGACGCAUCUGUGUACAGUUCUUAAUAUAGCAAAUGAGAGCUGUAUUCGAAGCCAUGAAGCCUAUACUAGCAUAGGGUUCAUUGUUCUUAGUUGAAAGCUUAUUUGCGAGAGUUCUUAAAAAGUUCUGACAGUCGAGUCCCAUGCCCCCAUUUGUACCAAACACCAGUGGUGUAAAAGUUCCCAUCUCUACAUCCAUCACUCUCUGAUUGUAUUUCCUCUUCUUCUCGUUUUAUAUAAUAAUAAUAAUAAUAAUAAUAAUAAUACUAAUAAUAAUAAUAAUAAUAAUAACAACAAUUUUUAUCCUUGGUCGAAAUUUUAUUUCCCAUUGUUUUGGGGUAUGGUAAUAUAAUGAGUUUAAACAAAGGGUAAACCAAGAAUAAAAUUCAACCACAACAUAAUACCGUAAAAUUCCGAAAAUAAGCCCCGGGGCUUAUAUUUUUCAAAGGCCCUUUUUGAGGGGCUUAUUUUUGGAGGGGCUUAUAUUCGGAGGGGCUUAUCUAUGGAGGGAAAUUUGCGUUUCAAAACCAAUUGGGCUAGCCUUAUAGUUGGAAGUGAAUUUACCGUUCCUGCUUUGUUUUACUUUGUAUUUGAGGGCAAUUUUCCAAGGACAAGCCCCUGGGGGGCUUAUAUUUGGAGAGGCUAUUUAACGGAGGGUUUUUUGCAUUACCCGCUUGGGGGGCUUAUAUUUGGAGGAGCUUGUACAUGGAGGGGCUUAUUUUCGGAAUUUUACGGUAAUUAUUAUACUCUGCACCACAAUAAAGAUGUUAGUCCCACCUUCUGUGUUUUUUUUUUUUUUUUUUAAGACUAUAAUAAUUAACAGGGGUGGAGGAGGCCCCUUGGAAUGAGUUUGCUUGCUGCCCCAAAAUGUAACCCAGCGUAGGUUUACUCGCCCUUGAUACUAGGAUAACGUUGCUGCUCUGUUGUUUUCUUUUUUUGGAUGAAUAAGUGAAUUAAGGUUGUCAUAAUCUUUUAGGUUGGCACAUCAUCUGUGGUUUACCCUGCGGCUGGAUUUGCUCCAAUGUUAGCCACUAAAGGGGUUCCAGUUGCUGAGUUUAACAUGGAAGAGACUCCAUGCACAGGAGCGUUCAGGUACCUUGAUGCACCCUAUAUCAGUAAUUAA